CUGUUAUCAAUCUUGCUGUGGCUUUUUCAUAAGUGUCGACACAAUAUUUAAUUUGAAAUAGAGUCUAGAUGAGGUUUCGUUCAACUUGUCUCGUUUACUAUCUUCGUCAAAUUAGUCCUGGAGUUUGCUGUUAUCUGUAAUGAAAUAUGAACUUCAAACGACAAACUUCAAACGACUAUGAUAGAAAGACAGACGAUGGCGAACAAAGUGAAGUUUUAAAGAGACGUCUUUUGUCUGCGUGGAACAAUAUGAAGUUUGGCUUAAUAUCACCAAGCACAACAACAUUUUCUAUAGAAUAUCCAGUUUGGAUACUGGGAAAGUGCUACAACCUCAAUCCUGAUAUGGAAGCUACCUUGCGUCUGCAACCCGUCCAACCAAACUGCUUGCUUCCCAUGAAAGAAUUUCGUCGACAUUUUUCAUCCUUAUUUUGGUUUACAUACCGUAGAGACUUUCCAAAAAUACUGGAUUCAGAUUACACAACUGACACAGGAUGGGGGUGUAUGAUACGAAGUGCACAAAUGAUGUUUGCAAUUGGUCUGUCUUAUUUUCUUAUAGGAAAAGAUUUCAGAACCACAGGAAGAUGUCAUAGCAGAGUACAGACACAUUUGUAUAAAUCAAUCUUAAGAUUUUUUAAUGAUUCGCCGAUGGAAAUCAGUCCCUUUUCAUUGCAUAAACUUGUUAAACUGAGUGCAGCAUUUGGUAAACAGCCAGGUGAUUGGUUUGGACCUUCUCUUGUUGCACAUGUUUUAAAAAAAGCAUUGGAAGAAUCACACAAUCCAGUGAUGAAUUCUAAUCAAGGAGUUUGUGUGUAUGUUUCACAAGAUUGUACAAUCUAUAAAGAUGACGUAACCCAACUGUGUCAACAAUGCGCCGGUUGUAGCAAGAAAAACUGUUCUGACGAUAAUUGGAGGUCACUUAUUAUCUUGGUUCCUGUUCGAUUAGGCGGUGAAAGUUUUAAUCCAAUUUACCAGCCUUGUGUGAAGGCUCUUUUAACUCUCGAUUCGUGCAUUGGAAUAAUUGGUGGACGUCCAAAACAUUCCUUAUAUUUCGUGGGUUUCCAAGAAGAUACUCUUAUUUAUCUUGACCCUCAUUUUUGUCAGCCUGCUGUUGAUAUGACAUCGGAAGACUUUCCUUUCGAGACAUUUCACUGUGACUCUCCUCGGAAAUUACCAAUGAAAAAAAUGGAUCCUUCUUGUACGAUUGGUUUUUAUUGUGCGAAUAAAGAAGAAUUUGAAAAUUUCUGUGUAAAAGCAACUGAGAUGUGCCAUCCCCCUAUGCAGAAGACAACGUAUCCCAUCUUUAUUGUGGCUCCGGGAAACUGCCAAAAACUUACUUCAAGUUUAGAUCUCCUAUCAUCCACGUCGUAUACAGACAAUCCAAAUGAAUCAGAUCGUUUUCAUUUCGAGUGCAGAUCUCGUACGACUGAUGAUAUGUACAGUCUUCAAGAGAUUGCCGGAGAGAGCAUAAUGUUAGCUGAUAAACCUGCUGAAGACUAUGUUGUUUUAGGGUCAUUUAAAGAAAAUGAAUGAUAGUAAGUAGGUUUGACCGCAGGUUGCAUCACACCAUUCUGAUAUGCAUUGUAACUUUAUCUUAUACUAUUCCCUCACGGCUAAAGUUUAUUUGCAGCAAAAGAUUUCUCAUAAAGGCUUAAUUUUCCUGCCUUAUAACUAUCAUCAGCAUUCAGCAAAUUGAGUCCAAUUGUUUUAAUUUUUUAAUAAUUUAUGAAAUAUGAUGAAAUGAAUAAUA
Xenia sp. Carnegie-2017 is the source of this 1746-nucleotide messenger RNA. RefSeq names its product cysteine protease ATG4D-like. Lineage: Eukaryota; Metazoa; Cnidaria; Anthozoa; Malacalcyonacea; Xeniidae. Gene Ontology annotation, molecular function: protein-phosphatidylethanolamide deconjugating activity. The coding region runs from base 147 to 1529 and encodes 460 amino acids. The record is from RefSeq and is a predicted model, not a curated record. The transcript is spliced from 11 exons.